Blastocystis hominis is the source of this 303-nucleotide messenger RNA. RefSeq lists its product as hypothetical. Lineage: Eukaryota; Bigyra; Opalinata; Blastocystidae. The transcript has 3 exons. The record is from RefSeq and is a predicted model, not a curated record. Gene Ontology annotation, molecular function: GTP binding; GTPase activity. Bases 1 to 303 code for a protein of 100 amino acids.
AUGUCCUCUUUUGUUUUUAAAGGGAAAAUGGUGAUUGUUGGUGAUAUAGCUGUCGGGAAAACGUCACUAGCAUCUCGUUUCGUGGAAGAUAAGUUCCCAAAGAAUCAUAUAGCCAGUGUGGGAGUUGCAUACUUUACAAAAACUCUUGUUGUGGAUGAACACCUUACUGUGAAGUUCGAUAUUUGGGAUACAGCCGGACAGGAACGAUAUCGUAGUAUUAAUAAGCUAUAUUAUCGCGGUGCUGCUGCUGCGGUUAUUGUUUUUGAUUUAACGCAAAAAGCAUUUUUCUCAGCAUUGAAAUGA